Molecule: messenger RNA, 2216 nt
Organism: Cyphomyrmex costatus
Lineage: Eukaryota; Metazoa; Arthropoda; Insecta; Hymenoptera; Formicidae
Product: COMM domain-containing protein 8
Exons: 4
Coding region: 74-643 (189 amino acids)
Source: RefSeq, a predicted model, not a curated record
UCGCGAGAUGUAGUUACGAGAUUUUAUAGAAUUUAAAUUCUAAUCUACCUUCACGUUGACGUUGACACUGUCGAUGAAAGAGGAGCAUACUUUGAAAAGAACGAUCAUGGAGAGUACUCAAUCGCUGUAUAUCAGCCUUUUCAGCGAGGAGAAGAGUGAUGUCUUAAAGGAGCUGUUGCAUGCAUGCGUUGACGAGAUUUGCGGUCGCCCAGGACCAUCGUAUCGUAAAUUCGCCAAUAGCAUGGAUUGGAGCAGAGCGGAGUACGAAGGAAUUUACAAGCUGAUAUCAUCGUUAUUGCGAAAUCCUGUCUCUCUCUAUAUGGUAGAGGAAAAGAUGCCACAAGAAUACCACGAGUUACCCGAGCAAGUGCAACAGAACAUUCUUACUUGCUUAAAAGUACGCAGGGAACAAUUGACUGACGCUUUAUUGAGGGAACAUUACAAAAGAAAAUUGCCGACCAUGGUCGAUCACGAUUGGAGAUUGAAGUUGAUAAUGGGUUCGAGCAAGAUGGCCUCAUUAAGGGAAUCUCUACUUCAAUUAGAUCUUAUAAUAGAAGAUAAAGAAUCUCGGCGUAUCAUAAAUUUAGAACUGAAUAAAGAUGAAUUGGAUACGAUAAUAAGCAAUUUAGAAAAGCUAGUAUAAUAUGUUUUGAUAUUUUUGUACAGAAAAAAUGUAUAUAUAAUUAUUAUGUAUGUAUUAGAGCAUAUAUUAUACUAAUGGUAAAUUGUAAGUGUACAGGACACAGGUUCCGUGAUAAAAUAAAUACUCGCUGCUGUUACACUUUGUUUCACAGUUUAUUAUAGGUUAUAGAUAAAUGUAGAAUAGUUUAGUUACUAUUAUAAUUGCUGAUCGAAGAUACUGGAGACUGUAUUUUCGCAUCUGAGGCGGUCUCGAUUCAAAGAUCUCAUUCAAAAUUUUGUAGUCUCCGGCGCAAAAUAAAUAAACGAGCGAGGUUUGCCUCGACGGCGCCUCAGAGUGAUAACAAUCACUAGAGAAAUGGUAUGGGUGCACGGAUAUUAUCAGUCUCGAUUCGCUCGUGAAGAAUUUCGAUAAAAAGUUCGCUCUCGUCGCCAAAACGUGUUGUCCUAUUAAGAAGACAAUGAAUCCUUUUUUUUUUCUUUUCGUUGUAAAGAUCAUUUUUACGGACAGAUAUAUUUAAUGAAUGGUUUUACUAUACAACUUUUAACUUUACUUCUUUCCCGCCCUUAUACGUAAAUAUGUAUGUAACCGCUUAGAAAUUAAUGCUGGACACGAGUGAAGACUCGAUCCUUUACCUCUCUAUCGCUCGGCGAUAUUACCGGAUAUCGGAGCGGCACAUGUGUAUAAUGCGCUUCUCGUUUACAAUUUUAUGAUCUAUGCUACGCGAUCUUAAUAAAAAAAGCUUCUCGUAAGAUAAUUAUUCUUUUACUUCUGGAGAUCCGUAUAAACGUAGAAACGUAGAAACAUCCGUAUGAAAACUUGACAAAGGUACCGUUCCGGAGUGGUAAAUUGUGCAUGUCUCAUAAAUUGUAAUUAGGCGUUACUUUUUAAUGAUUAUCAUAAAAAUUACACGAUAGGCUUCGUCAUAAGUGUUCUCUCUCGUAUGGAGAAGUAGCAAUGUUUCGAACAAACGCCGAAUUUACACAAACGCAUUCUCUCUAUAGUCUAGAUUAAUAUAUCACUUACAUCUCGUUUUUUUUUUUCGACUUACUGUAUAUAUUUUAUCUCGUAUGUUUCAUGGUACGUACGUAUACGCGGUGUAAAUGUUCCUCAUUGCAUGUGUUGAUGUAAAAUGUGUUUCCUCGUGUUCUCGCAAGCGCCUUUGUGCCCGCGCCUAUCAAAAUUAUGUUAAAAAUGUGCAGUUCCUCGUUACAACGUAAAACGUCUCGAUUGUACAGAUGUAAACGGAAAAAGGAAAACCAAGGACCGCGAAGGAAAUACGAGCGAAACAAUGUGCCAGGUGCCCUCGAAGUCGCUGAUGUAAGUGCGAAAUUUUGUCGCAUGCUGCUAAAUCUUCUUCCGCUUUCUUCUUUCACUUUUCUCGUUCGCGUAUUUCCAUUUUUUUCCUGUUUUCUCACCAUGGCGAAGACGCAUCUCUCUUGUUUCGCGCGCUAUCAUUCUCUUUCCCCUUUCACACCGUCAAUCGCUAUAUCACACACAGCCUGCCCUCUCGAUUUCCUCCUAUAUAUUUCGCGGCUUUCUCUCUUUCUCUCUUUCUCUUUCUUUCUCUUUCUUU